GGGAGGGCAGCGCCGGGGGCGCGGGGGAGGGCAGCGCCGGGGGCGCGGGGGAUGGGUGCCUAGGUAGGUAGGAAGGAAGCGAGCGAGCGGCGAGCGAGAAGAGUCGGCGGGGGGCUCCCGCCGCUCCGGCCGCGUCCCCCGGCCCGUCCGCAGGGUCCUUUCCCUCCGCCGCUCACCGUCGCGCCAGGAUCGCCCCUCUCCCUCCCUCGCCGCGCCGGCACCCGCGGGCCGUGCCCUCCCUCCCCGCGCCCCAGGCGGCCGUCCCCAUCGAGCUCCCCCCUCGCCGCCUGCGGGCUGCGCGCCCCCUCCAGCCGCCGCGGGGCCCGGGCCCGCGGGGCGCCGCCGGGAUGAGCAGCUCUCGGAACAACCGGGUGAUGGUGGAGGGAGUCGGGGCCCGGGUGGUCCGGGGCCCGGACUGGAAGUGGGGGAAGCAGGAUGGCGGCGAGGGCCAUGUGGGCACCGUCCGCAGCUUCGAAAGCCCCGAGGAGGUGGUCGUGGUGUGGGACAACGGCACCGCCGCCAACUACCGCUGCUCCGGGGCCUACGACCUCCGCAUCCUCGACAGCGCGCCCACCGGUAUCAAGCAUGAUGGGACUAUGUGUGAUACUUGUCGACAACAACCCAUCAUUGGCAUCCGAUGGAAAUGUGCUGAAUGCACAAAUUAUGAUUUGUGCACAGUUUGCUAUCAUGGGGACAAACAUCACUUGAGGCAUCGUUUUUAUAGAAUUACCACACCAGGAAGCGAGAGGGUAUUGUUGGAGUCUCGCCGUAAAUCAAAGAAAAUUACAGCAAGAGGAAUCUUUGCAGGUGCCAGGGUGGUGCGAGGAGUUGACUGGCAAUGGGAAGAUCAAGAUGGUGGAAAUGGGCGUAGAGGAAAGGUAACUGAAAUCCAAGAUUGGAGUGCGUCAAGUCCACAUAGCGCAGCAUAUGUUCUUUGGGACAAUGGUGCUAAAAACCUUUACAGAGUUGGCUUUGAGGGCAUGUCUGACCUGAAAUGUGUCCAAGAUGCAAAAGGAGGCUCUUUCUACAGGGAUCAUUGUCCUGUGUUAGGUGAGCAAAACGGUAAUAGAAACCCUGGUGGUCUGCAAAUAGGUGACCUUGUAAACAUUGACCUUGAUUUGGAAAUAGUACAGUCUUUGCAGCAUGGUCACGGAGGAUGGACCGAUGGCAUGUUUGAAACUUUAACAACAACUGGAACAGUUUGUGGCAUCGAUGAGGAUCAUGACAUUGUAGUACAGUAUCCAAGUGGCAACAGAUGGACGUUUAAUCCAGCUGUUCUCACCAAAGCCAAUGUUGUCCGAAGUGGAGAUGCUGCUCAAGGUGCAGAAGGGGGUACCUCUCAGUUUCAAGUUGGUGACCUUGUUCAAGUAUGUUAUGAUUUAGAGCGAAUCAAGCUUCUUCAGAGAGGUCAUGGAGAGUGGGCUGAAGCAAUGCUUCCAACUUUAGGUAAAGUUGGUCGGGUCCAGCAGAUCUAUUCAGACAGUGACUUAAAGGUAGAGGUUUGCGGGACAUCUUGGACAUAUAAUCCAGCAGCUGUCUCGAAGGUGGCAUCAGCAGGAUCUGCUAUAAGUAAUGCAUCUGGUGAGAGAUUGUCUCAGCUAUUGAAGAAAUUAUUUGAAACCCAAGAAUCUGGAGAUCUUAAUGAAGAAUUGGUUAAAGCUGCUGCCAACGGAGAUGUUGCUAAAGUGGAAGACUUGCUAAAGAGACCAGAUGUAGAUGUGAAUGGACAGUGUGCUGGACACACAGCUAUGCAAGCCGCUAGUCAGAAUGGCCAUGUUGACAUUUUGAAGUUGCUUCUGAAACAGAAUGUGGAUGUAGAAGCAGAGGACAAAGAUGGAGACAGGGCCGUCCACCAUGCAGCCUUUGGCGAUGAGGGUGCUGUGAUAGAGGUUUUGCACCGAGGCAGUGCAGAUUUGAAUGCUCGCAACAAACGCAGGCAGACUCCACUUCAUAUUGCUGUCAACAAAGGUCAUCUGCAAGUUGUGAAGACUUUACUGGACUUUGGCUGCCAUCCUAGUCUCCAGGAUUCUGAAGGUGACACUCCACUUCAUGAUGCAAUAAGUAAAAAACGUGAUGACAUCCUUGCUGUAUUGUUAGAAGCUGGAGCAGAUGUUACUAUCACCAACAACAAUGGGUUUAAUGCUCUUCACCAUGCUGCACUAAGAGGAAACCCUAGUGCAAUGCGUGUAUUGUUGUCCAAGUUACCACGACCAUGGAUUGUUGACGAGAAGAAGGAUGAUGGUUAUACUGCCUUGCAUCUGGCAGCUCUCAAUAAUCAUGUGGAAGUGGCUGAACUUUUGGUGCAUCAGGGCAAUGCUAAUCUGGAUAUCCAGAAUGUUAACCAGCAAACUGCUCUGCACCUUGCCGUUGAACGACAGCAUACACAAAUUGUUAGGCUCUUAGUUCGUGCAGGUGCUAAGCUGGAUAUUCAGGAUAAAGAUGGGGAUACUCCCCUGCAUGAAGCCCUGAGACACCACACCUUGUCACAGCUCCGCCAACUCCAAGACAUGCAAGAUGUGGGCAAGGUAGAUACUGCUUGGGAGCCAUCAAAGAACACAUUAAUAAUGGGACUUGGCACUCAGGGAGCAGAGAAGAAGAGUGCAGCAUCUAUUGCCUGCUUCCUGGCAGCCAACGGAGCUGACCUCAGCAUUCGUAAUAAGAAGGGUCAGUCACCUCUUGAUCUCUGCCCUGAUCCUAGUCUCUGCAAAGCACUGGCUAAAUGUCACAAAGAAAAAGUCAGUGGUCAGGUUGGUUCCCGAAGUCCAUCUAUGAUCAACAAUGAUUCUGAAACCUUAGAAGAAUGUAUGGUGUGUUCAGACAUGAAGAGGGAUACUCUGUUUGGCCCAUGUGGACACAUUGCCACGUGUUCCCUGUGCUCACCACGGGUGAAAAAAUGCCUCAUCUGUAAAGAACAAGUUCAGUCUAGGACAAAGAUUGAAGAAUGUGUAGUAUGUUCAGACAAAAAGGCAGCAGUGCUUUUCCAGCCUUGUGGCCAUAUGUGUGCCUGUGAGAACUGUGCAAGCUUAAUGAAGAAAUGUGUACAGUGUCGGGCAGUGGUUGAGCGAAGAGUGCCUUUCAUAAUGUGCUGCGGAGGGAAAGGUACAGAAGAUACCACUGAUGAUAUUUCAAGUGGAAACAUUCCAGUUUUGCAGAAAGACAAAGACAACACCAAUGUCAAUGCAGAUGUACAGAAGCUGCAGCAACAGUUACAAGACAUCAAGGAACAGACUAUGUGUCCUGUCUGUUUGGAUCGUCUGAAGAACAUGAUCUUUCUUUGUGGCCAUGGAACAUGUCAACUCUGUGGAGACCGAAUGAGUGAAUGCCCUAUAUGCCGCAAGGCAAUUGAACGAAGAAUCCUUUUGUAUUAAGUAGUAGAACCAGUGUAUUUUAUUAGCUUAUGAAAUAGUAAGGACAUUUUGAUGAUUUAAAUCUCCAUGAGUUUGAAAGGCAGUAAAGGGUUCUAGUGAAAACAUUUCUAAUACUGUAGGACAGGUUCAUUACAUAGUAAUUGUUUAAAGACUGUGAACGCACCAAAUAAGAGAACACUAUGUGAGCAGUCAGCUUUUAGCUUUACUCUUAAACAUCUAAGCCUGAAGCUAAUGUAAAGCAGUUGUUUGGUUUGGGUUUUGGUUUGUUUGUUUUUUUUUUUUUUCAUUUUAUUUCUGUCUUCUUCCCCUUAAAGCUUAAAGGGACAAUCUUGUUUUGGUUUCGUUCAUGUUUUUUAAUGUAUUUAUCAGGUGUCAAGUGAUGUAAGGGGCUUUUUUAUAUUGUCACUUCAUAUCAUAUAUAAGCAUUUAGGAUUUUGGGGGGUUUAUGCUUUUCUGGAGAAUGUUGAAAUUUCCUGUGACAGUUUUGAUUCACAAUAAUUUCUGUCUUGAAAUAUAUGAUAAUGCAAAAUCAAUACAAAGUGUAUACGCAGUAGUAAUAAAUAUACUAUUCCCAUAAGAUCAGACCUCAAAAUACAAUACUAAUGUAAUUCUAACUUUAUCACACGCUUUGUUGCUGAGGAUGGGUUGGAAAAGGAACAGUAAAAAGAAAAAUCUAGGUUAGAAAUAGUAUGUUCCCAAAACUGCACUUUAGUCUAACAGGUUCAAGCCAAUUUAAAUAGUGAAUUUCUUCAUUCUGCUAGCCACAUAAUUUUGUAUGCAAUUGCUUUUAACUUGACUGGAAAGGAAAACAUUCAAGCAAUGGGUCAGUUACCCAUUUCAGACGAGUGAAUUUGAUCAGUUGUAGAACAACAUGCAUAUGUAUGUGGGCCAUUUAUAAAAAUUCUGGGUAUAUGGAUUAGUAAAAACUAGAGAUUUUGCAAGAUUUCCUCUCUUAAAUUAGUUUUACUGUCUCCAGGCACAGUGUCAACAGCAGAAGAGAUCAUUUAAUAUUGCUUAUUCAUCUAAGUUGGGUGUUAACACCAGCGUUUAUCUGUGAACAUUACUGGGUAAUAUGGCAAAUGAAGAUAUUGCUGACAGAGCAGUGAACUUUGUGAGCCAUGCCUAGGUGAGUUGAAGCUGGCUGAAGGAGUUAGCUAUCACUGAUGCGACAAAGAGGUGUUCCUGACCCCGAAAAUGCUACUGUCAGGAACUGCAAACUGUUAAGAUUUUGGUAACAAGUACAUCCUUCCAUCUUUUUGGAUGGAAGAAAUUAUGCUGAUACAGGGAUCUCCUGUAGCUAAAAGGAAUGUGUGCUUACUCCUAAGUGAUUUGGCAGUUUUCUGAGUACAUAGUCUAUGUAGCCCUUUGCCAUUGUACAGAGUUCAUUUGGAUACGCUCUUUCAAAACAAUAAAGAAAUCCAUGCUGGAGUCACUUAGGUGCCUUACUUGCAGCUAAGAUUAAUUUCUCAGUUCUCGUCGUGUAUGUCAAAAAUGUGGAAAAGGAUAGUUCAGGAGAAGAUCCAAGUAAGGAUAAAGAUGUAAAAUUGUGAUCACUUCAGAUAAAGCGUUCUCAGUCUUUUGAAGCUUACGUUGAUAUAUCUGAAUUGUGCAAACCUUGGCAGAAGUCUCAGAAGAAUGUUAAUAGUAAACUGUGAAGACAGGUGAACUUUUAACCAGUAAGGUUUAAACACUGAAUAGUAUUUUCCUGGAAACAACUAUAGUGUUCUAUUUGAAAAACGUAUGUAGAGUGGCUUUUAACAUAGCAAAGUGAUGUCACACACAGCUUUUCUGUAGCCAUCUGUAAUCCUGCUCCAGAAUUGCAAAUGUUCAUCAUUCUUUACUGGACACAAUCUCAAUCUAGAGUCAAUAUAGUAGUCUGUUUUAUUUUGUAUACUAGUAGUCAUCUGUUCUCAGAUAAUCUGUGUAUCUGUCUUCACCAACUGAAAUAGCCCUCCCUUUUCUUCUUUACUGGGCCUCUAUUCUAAAAUAUCAAAAUUUCAAGGAGCUCUGGAAAGUUGUUGAUAUAAGGCUUUUUUUUCAGUUCAGCAUUUCACUAUCUCCACUUAAGCUCUGAGUGCACCUGAGUGCUCAUUGCAAUUUUAAUUUGGCCAAUAUGCAUGUCACUAUUUAUUUUUUUUUCCCUGUAGCAUGUUUGGCAGCUGAACUUUCUACAGGAGGCUUCAGUUCCCUGUGAGUCCUCCUCUAAAAAUAAUUUGACAAUGCAUUCUGAGUUUUAGCCUGUAAUGUUUCAGAUUUGUACCUUGGUUUCCUCUGGCUCUGGUAGACAUAUUUUGAAAAUUGUGUCCUGUUUAUUCUUCAAGGGGACCUCUAUAAACUAUUGUCAGCACAAAGGCAGGGUAGAUAUCUUCUUGAUAAUGCAGCUCAAAACUGAAACUUUGGUAUAGCAGUUGGCAUUUUCCUAAUUCUUUUUCACUGGAACAAGCCAGAAGUACUUGAAAGUAUUUCAACUUAGCAUCAGUUGAAUAAUUCAGCUUAUUAACAGGUGAAAGAGCUGUAUCUUGUAUUGGGAAGGCUACCCAGUGCUUGCCUUUCAAAAAACUUAAUGAGGAAAAAUGUUUGCAAAUCCAUUACCAUGUAUGGAAAUAGAUAUUUAGAUUCACACACUAUUUUGGGAUUCUGAUGUAGAAGGUGCACUAGUGUUGUUGAGGUAGCUAGUAAGUUCAUUCAUUCAAUUUAGUCUGGUAUAAUGUGUGAUGUGCAAAGAGCGUGAAUGUUUAAUUGGAUAACACUUAAAUAAUUGAAGAACGAAAAACAGAAGCUCAGUUGGCAGCCAAAGGGGAUCAUAAAAAGUAGGAGAGUUGAGGAUAUGCCAUUGUGCCUCUGUCUUCAGCAAAAGAUGGAAGUGUAAAUCUCAUUAUUGCCACUAUUACUAGGGAACAAAGUGAAAAUUAGGGAAGGUGUUUAUCUCUAAUAUAAUGUAAAAUCAUAAAAUGUAAGAGUUGCCAGCUUUGUUUAUUGUGAUUAUCCUCCAAUAUUUAAUAGCAGUUUUGAAAUUAAAUUGAAUGAAAUAUCUCUGUCUGCUUCUUGAAACAGUCAGGAAGGCACCUAAUAAUAUAUAUUGUUCGAGUGUGAUGUAUGCUCAGAUGUUUAAGUAAAAUACUUUUGUUUUUUUUCCUUUUAGUAAAAUACAUAAACAUUCACAUCAGUACACAGUGAUUUAAAGUAUAAAGACAACCUAAGAGGCUAACGGAAUAUGCUAAAUAGUUGUAGCUUCUCGACUUCUGUAUAACUAUGUUUUGACUUUUUUCCCCAAACCUCCUGUCUGUCACUUACUAUACCCCAAGCUCGUAUGGCACUUCUCAAAAUUUGGGCUAUUACUACCUACUUUCUAUUUGUUGAAAUAUUGUGUACUUAUCUGUUGGGGAUUGGAGGAAUCCUUUUUUGCUGAAGUGGAUACUGAAAAUUACACUGACAAGACAGUAAACAAGUUACUUUGUAAAUGGGGAAGUUUGAUUAGGACGUGUUGCUCUUAACUUGGACUGGGUGAGGAUAUAGCAUAUUUGCACAAGUACUUGUGCCUUGUUAGCAUAGUCUUACAAUCCAUAUCUUAGCUUCUUCUAAAGACGUGAAAUGGUCUUUUAAAAAUAAUCUGAUUUAAGUAGUUAUUGUGUAGAUAUUUUCUAGAGAUGAAGGUUUAUGUAUGCCUCGUUGUUUUUAGCAGUAUUAAUUGCAGUUUGUGUAAACACUAAAUUGUUUGAAGAAGCUGCUUUGAGCUAGUGGUCUAAGCUUCCUCUACAAAAUUAAAUGUCAGAAACUUAAUUUUACUCUUCCAGUAGCAGCUGGCAAACUGAAGAGCCUGUCCUGUUCUUUGUGCUGCAUGGGUCAAGUUUUUGCUUAAAAAAACCCAACAACACUACAACCUAACUUUUAGUAGUGCUACCUCCUUUCUGUCAAAGUACCAAAUUCUUUAGUUGUUUUUUGUCUUUGGGAAGAGAUGGGGAACACAAAAGUUUUGUUUCGCUUCAUGAGUUUUGAUGUCUGAAUACAUUGCGAAGGUGGGUUUUUUUGUUUUUUUUUUUUUAGUGACUGUAUAAAUUACAUACAAUCAAAGUGUGUGAUGUCCCACAAUGUACAUUGUGUAUCAUCCCUGCAUAAGUUGCUGGAAUUCGAAAUACUGUCUUUUUAUGCAUUUCAUAACUUGUUUGUGUUGACAAAGCAAAACUGUUCUCUCCAGAAGUUUGGGUAUGUGCCAUUUUUUAUAGGUAAGCCUGUGGUAAAUAUGAAAGUUCUGACUCAGGGCUUUUUAACAACUUAAACACGUUCACAGUCUUCUUCAGCACACCUUGGAGAAUAUUAGAGAUUUAAUGACUGUACAGUGCCUUGAUAGAACUAUUGAAUGGGCAGCAGCCAUAAGAGUCCUUACAGAAUGCAAGUAUCUUGAAUCCAGUUAAUGAGUUGAUGUUAAUAUAAUUGUAAUACCCUUUCCAUGGAUUUAUAAGCUUGUAUAUACUUUCUGUAAAGGAAAAUCAGCAAAUUUAGGUGGUGGUAAGCUUUGUGAAAGUUGUUUGAUUGUUGCACCAGUCACUGGUGUCUGAAGGGCAUAGUAUUCAAAUAUACAGAAGCAGCAUUUGUGGCACAGAUGGCUGAUAAAAUGUUCUGUAUGUGACAUUUUUACUCCGGCCCUGUAAGUGUUUUAUAAGAGAGAGAGAAAUAAUCUGCAACAAAUCUGUAUGUUUCCAUGCCAUUUCAUAGUUACAAAACCUUUAAGUCUCAUUUUGAGCUUCUAGGAAAUAUUUCGUCCCAAGCUUACUGUCUUUAUGAAUGCAAACUAUUCAUAUUAGAAAACAGGUUUUACCGAACCACAGGAACAUUUUUACUUUUGUUAAAACCAACUUUGUAUUUUCAGUAAAUUGUAGAUUUUGACAUGAUUGUUUAUUGGAGAAAUUUAAGGUUGUCUGUGUGAAUGUAGUGGAUUUCUGUAUGCAGAUAGCACUAUAUAAUUGCUUUAAUUAAAACUGCUUAGCGAGGUCUAAGCUUUUCGAAGGAAAUGCUAAUGUACUGUAUGGUUAAUAAAACUUAUUAUAUAAGAUGUAA
Molecule: messenger RNA, 8423 nt
Organism: Tyto alba (common barn owl)
Lineage: Eukaryota; Metazoa; Chordata; Aves; Strigiformes; Tytonidae
Gene: MIB1
Product: MIB E3 ubiquitin protein ligase 1
Exons: 21
Coding region: 348-3368 (1006 amino acids)
Biological process (GO): protein ubiquitination
Cellular component (GO): cytoplasm
Molecular function (GO): ubiquitin-protein transferase activity; zinc ion binding; protein binding
Source: RefSeq, a predicted model, not a curated record